This is a messenger RNA of Colletes gigas, 2992 nucleotides long. Its product is annotated as mucolipin-3-like. Bases 689 to 2509 code for a protein of 606 amino acids. The record is from RefSeq and is a predicted model, not a curated record. The transcript has 3 exons. Gene Ontology annotation, molecular function: NAADP-sensitive calcium-release channel activity. Gene Ontology annotation, cellular component: lysosomal membrane; plasma membrane. NCBI's taxonomy places the organism in Eukaryota, Metazoa, Arthropoda, Insecta, Hymenoptera, Colletidae.
AUUUAAUUACUUGGGAGAUCUCAAGUGCGAUACAGACCGUGCAGCAGUUUAAGUGGUCCUUUGAUGUUACUAAAUGGAAUUAUCGGUAUACGUCUUACGACCUUGAAAAUAUUUUGAAUAAAUAUUUCUGCUUCGUAUGCGAUUCCAAUCUCUUACUUUGAAGAAUAUGACAUCAGACAUUUAUGACGAGAAGCUUUACACGAUCAUCUAACAAUUUGCAUCCUCCCCACCGCUCAACCCUAUACUGCGAUCAGUUGGUUUCAUAAACAGCCGAAGCAGCGCGCCAAUCAGUAAAGUUUGAUACGUGAAUUGGAUGGCGUCCGAUGGCUACUGCUAACAGUGUUAUAUUAUCGCAAUCGGCUGUCUUUGUGUUUUACGAUCCAGUACGUUGCGAACGUUGCUUCCGUUCAGUACUGUGUAUAAUUUCGUGACGAAAUCCAAUGUCACUCAAUAAUCUUUCUCGUGUUACUACGCAGAUCAACGCAUGUGAACAACUUCUUGAUUUUCUAUUGUCCGUCAGAAACUGGGACAAUAAUUCCGCGGGAUAAAACAUUUUCAAUCGACAAUUUAGGUGCGUUGAGUAUUGUUCUGAACAACAACUCCUAUAAAAUGUCGGAACCGCGAGAAAGAAAUGUAGGAAGAAAAAUGUACCCGGAAAGUAAUAUUCUCGUUAAACAUUCAUGGAGCAAUGGAUCCGAGAGCGAGGAUGAAGUGGCUGGUGAAAAUGGACUGCUCAACGAGAAUGAGAUCAGUCCAAGGUUUCCAUCAUCGGGCAACAAUAACGGAUCAUCUUACCUAUAAUGUGACAUUUGCGGAAGAAAAGAUGCGUAGAAAGCUGAAAUUCUUUUUCAUGAACCCGAUCGAAAAAUGGCAAGCAAAGCGACGUUUCCCAUAUAAAUUUGCUGUGCAAGUUAUUAAAAUUAUAUUGGUGACCGUACAACUGUGUCUAUUUGCACAUAGAAAUUACAUGCAUGUAAACUAUGCUUGGGAUAAUCGACUAGCUUUUUCACACCUAUUUCUUAAAGAAUGGGAUACUCUUCGCGAGGUACCAGCUUAUCCUCCAGCAACUGGCCCUAUGGCAAUUUAUACACAAGAUGAUUUCUAUAGUACGAUUGAUUAUGCUUUAGAUGGUUACUAUAAUGUCAGUAACGCGAUUGGAUCGUAUUCGUACAUAACGGAAGACAAUUCGGUAGUACCAGUUGUUCUAUGUUUAUAUCAAUACAAAGAAGGUAUUGUAUUUGGUUUUAAUGAAAGUUAUGUUUUUGAUAAAGAAAUCGUAGAAACUUGUUUAAAUAUAACUUACAACUUUUACAACGAAUUUAAUGCAUCAAAGAACUUAUUGUCCGAACAAAAGAUCAGUGUAAAUUUCUCAGCCCUUGUUAGCGCUCAUUUAAAAUUUUCCCUAAAAACAAUCAACUUAAGAGCUGCCGGGCCUAUGACACCACCGGAUUGUUAUAAAUUUGACGUUAACAUUGAGUUUGAUAAUCGUGAUUUCGAUGGACAGAUGUUACUUUCGUUAGAUGCAGAACCAAAAAGGUUGCAAUGUAAAGGCGAUGUACGUUAUAUAACGAAUAGCCGUAUCGAAUCAAUUUUAAGGACAUUACUAAAUUUACUAGUAAUUUUUAUUUGUUCGUUAUCUCUUUCUUUGUGCUCCAGAGCUAUAUACCGAGCACAGUUAUUAAAAUUCGAGACCAUCAGCUUUUUUAAGAAAACAUACGGUAAGAUAUUGAGUUUCGAAGGAAGAUUAGAAUUUUUAAAUUUUUGGUAUCUAAUGAUUAUCGUCAAUGAUCUUUUAAUUAUUUUUGGAUCGGCCAUGAAAGAACAAAUCGAACAGAAACAGUAUAACAGUGAUUAUUGGAAUUUGUGUAGCAUAUUUCUUGGCACUGGAAAUUUAUUCGUUUGGUUUGGUGUAUUGCGGUACCUCGGUUUCUUUAAAACCUACAACGUCGUUAUUUUAACAUUGAAAAAAGCUGCCCCAAAGCUCGCACGGUUUCUGUUAUGUGCAAUUCUUAUUUACGCUGGUUUUACGUUUUGCGGUUGGUUGAUCUUGGGCCCGUAUCAUAUAAAAUUCCGAUCGCUCGCCACAACUUCCGAAUGCCUGUUCUCUAUUAUAAACGGCGACGACAUGUUCGCAACAUUUACCAUAACGUCGUUUAAAUCGACAAUGUUGUGGUGGUACUUUAGAAUUUAUUUAUAUACCUUUAUUUCGUUGUUCAUUUACGUUAUUUUAAGUUUAUUUAUUUCUGUGAUAAUGGACGCGUACGAUACGAUUAAGAUUUAUUAUCGUGACGGUUUCCCGAAAAAUGAUUUGCAAACUUUCAUAGCAGCAUGCACGGACGAAGCAUCUAGCGGACUUUAUAAGGACGAUUCCGAUAGGAGCGAUUUGACGGAGCUCCUCGAUCGCUUUUGUUGUUGUCGAAAAAGAAUCUUUUACGGGUCGUUCUCGGAAUCAAAUACUGAAUUCACAACGAAACCGGAACAAACAUGCGAAGGAGCAAUCUGUAUAUAGUGCACUAAUAGUCAAUAAUGUAUUAGAUAAAAAUUACGGCGCCACGGCAGACACACGGUAUUAUGACGACAGUUUUGUCGUGUAAAAUAUUUUUUACGAAAUUAUUUUAUUGCAUUUGUUUGACCGCUGUAGUUGCAUCUUUUACCUGCCGAUUUUAUAUCUUGCGAUUGUCCGGGGGUCUGAACAUUUGCAACGAUGAACCUUCUUUUUGACAACGUGAAACCAUAUACUUUAGUUUAAAUAUUUUUACGCUUAACACUUUAACAGCCGCAUGUAUCACGCGAUGACCGUUGUUCGUCACCACUGAUAUUGUAGACCAAAGUGAGAUACAUGAAGAUGCUAGGAAUAUUAUUAUAAGGAAUUAUAAAUGUAAACCUCAACAAACGAAAUUACAGAAUGCGUUUUAAUUAAAUUGAACGACACGAUAAAAGCAAAUGUAUUAUCCGAGGAAAUAUAUUUACAAAUAAAGUACAAUAAAACUUA